Molecule: messenger RNA, 3959 nt
Organism: Antechinus flavipes (yellow-footed antechinus)
Lineage: Eukaryota; Metazoa; Chordata; Mammalia; Dasyuromorphia; Dasyuridae
Gene: TAF8
Product: TATA-box binding protein associated factor 8
Exons: 8
Coding region: 36-959 (307 amino acids)
Biological process (GO): transcription initiation at RNA polymerase II promoter
Cellular component (GO): transcription factor TFIID complex
Molecular function (GO): protein heterodimerization activity
Source: RefSeq, a predicted model, not a curated record
UGCCCUGCGCACAUGCACAUUCUUAGGUAUUCAAGAUGGCUGACACAGCCGCAACUGCCGGAGCCGGUGGCUCAGGAGCGAGAUCAGGAAGCAAGCAGGCCACCACCCCUGCAGACAACUACUACCUGGCACGGAGGCGGACCUUGCAGGUAGUGGUGAGCUCCUUGCUGACAGAGGCUGGGUUUGAGAGUGCUGAGAAAGCAUCUGUGGAAACAUUAACUGAGAUGUUACAAAGCUACCUUUCAGAAAUCGGGAGGAGUGCUAAGUCCUAUUGUGAGCACACGGCCAGGACACAGCCCACCCUCUCAGAUAUUGUGGUCACGCUUGUUGAGAUGGGUUUCAAUGUGGAAACUCUCCCUGCAUACGCUAAACGGUCCCAGAGGAUGGUCAUCACAGCACCACCAGUCACCAAUCAGCCUGUGACCCCCAAAGCCCUGACUGCUGGACAGAACAAGUCUCACCCACCUCAUAUCCCUAGCCAUUUUCCUGAAUUCCCUGAUCCCCACACGUACAUCAAAACACCGACAUACCGUGAACUUGUGUCAGAUUACCAGGUCCUUCGGGAAAAGGCUGCAUCACAGAGGCGUGAUGUGGAACGGGCACUUACUCGUUUUAUGGCCAAGACAGGCGAGACACAGAGUCUUUUCAAAGAUGAUGUCAGCACAUUUCCAUUGAUUGCUGCCCGGCCAUUUACCAUUCCCUACCUGACUGCCCUUCUGCCCUCUGAGUUGGAGAUGCAGCAGAUGGAAGAGACUGAUUCUUCUGAACAGGAUGAGCAGACAGACACAGAGAACCUUCCUCUCCACAUCAGUACGGAUGAAUCAGGAGCAGAAAAAGAGAAUGCCUCUGUUCUACAGCAGAACACUUCCUUGUCAGGGAGCAGGACUGGGGAGGAGAAUCUUAUUGAUAACCCUUAUCUACGACCUGUAAAGAAACCCAAGAUCCGUAGGAAGAAAUGAAUUAAGAAUGAGGAUAUUCCAUUCUGAAUUUGUCUUCUCUGCCUUCUUGAAAGCAGGGAAGAAAUGAGUUAUUCACCAUUAAGCUUAGGCCUAGAAAGAGUCUCCCUAAGUUUAGCAGACAUUUUCCUUGUCUCUUUCUUUCUGAAUUUCCACAUUCCCACCUUGAGAUAUCUUAAAAUGAAGCUAUCUCAACUUUUUGAGAUCAGAUGACAUUAUCUUAGCUGUCCUUUCUCCAAUAGAAAUAACCUCUAGAAUGCAUUUGGCUAGAGGUCUCCCAUGGCCCUAUGGGUCACCUAGGAUUUCUCUUCUGGUUCCUCUUUUUGGAUGAAAGGAAAAAAACCUCAGUUGCAAAGGGAUGCACAUGUCCAUUCCCAUUCCAAGAUCCCCAGGAAGGAGAGGGCUGGGCAGCCAAACUGGAAUCCAGUUGUUAAGUGUUUGGCUUCCGAGAAACAAGUUUUUAAUAAUGAUGUCCCAUGCAGUCUGUAUUGUGGGAUAUAAGGAGAUGUAAUGAUUUCAUUUUUUAUUCCAAUUAAAACUCCUAGGAAACUAUUCCAGACAAUUCUUUUAUUGAUCACCAGCACUUCUAGCCUUGGCCUCAAGGAAAGAACCUCAUUCUAUGGCCUGUAAAAGCCUGAGAAGCCCAGGCUGAAGAGGAAGCUCAGUGGGUUGCUGAUUGAAUUGCUUUUCUGCUUUGAGCUCUAGCACACUCAAUCAGCCUUUGCUUUUUUUCCCUGGACAAAAGGGGAAGUCUUGUUUCUUUCCUCUGUAAUCUCUGUCUCCUGAACAAGAGGUAACUUCUGAGGAAGCUAUGACUAGAAUAUUCCAAAUUCUUCCUUUUCUCUUGGCCAGAAAACAGGUUCUCAAAGAAAAUUAUGCAUAAGCUGCUAAAUAUACUUUUGGCUAGACAUUAAUACAGAGAAUUUUUUUUUUAAUGCCAACUGAAAACUACUGGAUAGUCACACAUAUUUUAAAUGAAAGAAAUAGGGAAUCUCCUGUGGUAUUUUGCUUAAAAUCCUUUUGGAGAGACAGUCUGUUACCAUAAUAAUUUUAUUCUCUCCUUCCCUUUCUGAAACUUCUUUAUUAUCUACACUUCCUUUCCCUAAUAACUAAGAGUUCUGGGGCUGAUAGUGCUGCCCAUAAACUUCCUGAGCAGCUAUUUUAAUGGAGAGAUUCUUUCUUAAGAGAAAAGAGCUGUUUGUUUGCAAUUGAAGAGAAGUCUGCUAAUCAAAGUGUCUUAGGAGAGAAAAUUUUACAUUCUGACCCCAGCUUUCCAGGGUUGUCUAUAGCUAAAGUUGCAAUAUCUCUUUUCACUGAGAACAAUUUAAAAUUAUUUUCACAGACCUAUAGGCAUUUUUAAUCUUGAGUUGUUUUGAGCCCUUAGAGAUGAGCGAUGUGGUGAGUAUAGAGGAAGUUCACAUUUUGGAAGUGAGCACUGAAGAAGCUGAUGGGACAGAUACAUUUAAAAAACUUCUUUGUAGCUAGCUCCUCUCAAGAGCACUGGAAGAUGGUCACUGUGUUGUGUGUAGUUUUACUACUGUACUUGUACAUCUUAAUGCCAAAAAGCAUUUACCAGCACCUACUUAGAGGAGGUACUUGUUAAAUGGAGCUUCUUGUUACUUUUGCCAAGAGACCUGAGCCAUUAUUGCUGAAAUACCAUGUUCUGAGUUUUGCUGAUAAAAAUGGGUCCAUGUGAGAGAAUCUGGGGGAUGGAUCAUUUUCAUAUCACCCCUGACAAAAGGCUUGUUCAUGUAUCAUGUUGAUCCUGACUUUUUGCUGUUAUGUAAAAACUGUAUAUACACCCAAAUACUUAUUUGCAAGUUUUUAAUUUUAAUAAUUUGGAUGAGGUUUUUUGAAGGAGAAAAUAUGGCCAAAGCCAAAUGAAAACUGUUAUUUAUAUAUAUGCAUAAUAAAAAUCUGUGAUGUAGAUAGAAUGGAAUCAGAAGGUUAUAGCUUUGACUUAUUGUCAGGAAUUAUUAUGUUGACUAUGUUUGUGUGCUGUAGCUCAAAAUCCCCUUUUCCACCAUCCUUCUCUCUCUUCUUCCCAAUACUUUUAAAUUAGUCUCCUUAGGUUUUUGAUUUUUCUCUUUUCCUUGCAUUAUUUAAUGUCAUCUUUAUGUCGGAAUGAUUCAGCCAUUUGGACAAAUUCGGUAAGUUUAAUUCCUUUGCAGACUAGAGACUAUAAAUUCUCUGGGUACCCUAACAAAUUGGUACCAUGAUAUAUUAAGCGAUUUUGUAUUCGAAAUUAUACAAUGGUCAACCAGAAUUCAGUUCUUCCUCUCAUCUUAGGAUGAGUCACUACAGUUUAUUGAAAGAAUAAUGGAAUGAGUUAUGGACAUGAAACCAACAUACUAUUCAGGCAAGAAAGGAAUCCAGUAUCAUGUUCUGAUGUAGAGGAGAUCCUUUGUGCCUUCUCUUGCUCAGAGAUGGAUGGAUGAGAGCAUUUAUUAAGUGUUUUAUUAUAUGCUUGAAACCAAAUGAAACAAUCCCUGCUCCCAAGGAGUUUAUAUUCUACAGGAUACAAUUCGUUAUGUUUACCUGAAUACUUUACAGAUCUGUAGUUUAUUUCAGGAUGGAUAUUUUUCCCAUUGGCUAGACCAAAAUCUUUUUUCCCCUUUCUAAAAACUGAAUUAUUUUCCUGAUUUUCUUUUAUUCAGACUGAUAAAGAAAUUGAUUUUUAUUCCUUGAACACAGAUUAGCUGGUAGGAGUGGGGGAUAGGAGCCCAUAUUUAGGCAAGGGUAAGUAUAAACAUUAUUGAUACAGCUGACUUGAGAUUUAGAGAGGCAGCUAUGGUUUCAUGGAAAGAUCCCUGAACUUUUAUACUUACUAUGUGACCUUAGGCAAAUCAAUUAUCCUCUCUGAUACUGAACUGAAAAAAUGGGGGUGGUAAUACUCUGAAAACUUAAAUUCUAGGAUUGUUAGAAAAGUGCUUUGUAAAUUGUAAAGCAUUAUAUAAAAUGUGAAUUAAUUACAUCACUUAGAAAUAAAUUCCAACUAAAGGA